Messenger RNA from Nasonia vitripennis (jewel wasp), 1146 nucleotides. RefSeq names its product odorant receptor 64 (gene Or64). The coding region runs from base 1 to 1146 and encodes 381 amino acids. Lineage: Eukaryota; Metazoa; Arthropoda; Insecta; Hymenoptera; Pteromalidae. Gene Ontology annotation, biological process: detection of chemical stimulus involved in sensory perception of smell; sensory perception of smell. Gene Ontology annotation, cellular component: plasma membrane. The transcript is spliced from 6 exons. The record is from RefSeq and is marked inferred. Gene Ontology annotation, molecular function: odorant binding; olfactory receptor activity.
AUGUCAGAUAAAAUAGUUAUGCGUCAUGUUCGAGUAGCACUGCAAGUGAUAGGUUUGUGGCCAGGUUACACAAGCUCAGUUGGAUUUGUUAUAGCAAUUACUUGGCUCCUGACGUGCUUAACAUUUCAGUUAUGGCACGCGGCAGUUGUUUUUAGCAAACUCGAUGCUUUAAUGGGCAAUUUAGGGGCAACAAUGGCGGUAGCCACGGCGACACUCAAGUUGAUCGCGUUCCACGUGAAAGGCAGAAAUGUAAAAAUAGUAAUAAAAGAAAUCUUAAAUGAUUGGGCAUAUGAAAAUCGAUCUUCCAAUUGUGAAGUCAUGGUACAAAACACUAAACGUGCUAAGUACUUGACCAAAUGGAUUACUGGAGCGUAUAAUGCGACCGUGAUAACUUAUUUGGUAAAUGCUAUUAUAGCAUACUGUUCCGGAAUCACUGAACAGAGGUUGUAUGUUCUGCCUUCGAAAUUCCCAUCUUUUUGUAAGCAAUCGCCUGUAUUUGAGAUCGUAUGCUUCUUUCAAUUUUCCGCGGCCCUUAUCAGUACUAACGUCCAAGUUUUGGUAGAAGGAAUGCUGACUGUAUUGGUUUUACACGCAGGUACUAAGGUUUUUCUACUUCAAAAAGAAAUACAAAAGUUGUCAGUUAUUUGUCAAUCGAAAACUAACAACAAAGAAGUUAUAUCGAAGUCGACAAUAGCAUUAAUUAAUAAACAUUUGAAUUUCAUUAAAUUUGUUAAAGAAGUCAAGGAUAUUUAUUACUUCAUUUCAUUUGUUCAUGUUUUUACGUUUACCUUUUUGCACGUUAUUGUUGGAUACAUGUUUAUUGAUACAUUAGAGCGUGGAGACAGGUCCAUCAAAUUAUUUCUUUAUGGAUUAUUUACAACAAGAGCCUUAGCGAGUACUACGAUCUAUUGUAUUGCUGGCGAAUAUCUCAUGAAUCAGAGUAUGCGAAUCUUCGAUGAACUAUACAACAGUGCUUGGUACGAAUUCGAUGUUCCGAACAUCAAAGCAAUCACCUUCAUGAUAAUGAAAGCUCGCAAUGCUACAUCACUUACGCCAGCAAGUUUUGGCCAGUUAUCACUCUUUUAUUUAACAAGUGUAAUAAGGACUUCGUUUUCUAUUCUUUCAUUAACUAGAGCAACUCGAUGA